CAGGCGCCCCGCUGCUCGGUGGCAGGAGGGCCGGCGGAGCGCCAUGGCCUGCAUCCUGAAGAGAAAGUCUGUGAUUGCAGUGAGCUUCAUAGCAGCGUUCCUCUUCCUGCUGGCUGUGCGCCUUGUGAAUGAAGUGAAUUUUCCAUUGCUACUAAACUGCUUCGGACAACCUGGUGCAAAGUGGAUACCAUUCUCCUACACAUACAGGCGGCCCCUUCGAACUCACUAUGGAUACAUAAAUGUGAGGACGCAAGAGACAUUUACUGACACACGUCUCAAGUCUGCUGCCCCUCCUACAUCAAAUCUUCUGAUUCACUGGCUUCAUGUGGAGUUGAGGAAGCAAUUACAUGUUUUCCUGGUGCCUUUGCAACUGGACUGUAACCUUUGUGCCAUAGUGUCAAACUCAGGUCAGAUGGUUGGCCAGAAGGUGGGGAACGAGAUAGAUCAGUCUUCCUGCAUUUGGAGAAUGAACAAUGCCCCCACCAAGGGCUAUGAAGAAGAUGUUGGCCGCAUGACAAUGAUUCGAGUUGUAUCCCAUACCAGCGUUCCUCUUUUGCUGAAAAACCCUGAUUAUUUUUUCAAGGAAGCAAAUGCUACUAUUUAUGUUAUUUGGGGCCCUUUCCGCAAUAUGAGGAAAGACGGCAAUGGCAUUGUUUACAACAUGUUGAAAAAGACUGUUGACAUCUAUCCCAAUGCCCAGAUUUACGUGACCACAGAGAAGCGCAUGAGUUACUGUGAUGGAGUGUUUAAGAAGGAAACUGGGAAAGACAGAGUCCAGUCUGGCUCUUAUCUCAGCACGGGUUGGUUUACCUUCAUUCUGGCCAUGGAUGCCUGUUACGGCAUUCACGUCUACGGGAUGAUAAAUGACACCUAUUGCAAGACAGAAGGGUAUAGAAAAGUCCCCUACCAUUACUAUGAACAAGGAAGAGACGAAUGUGAUGAAUAUUUUCUUCAUGAACACGCCCCAUAUGGGGGGCAUAGGUUUAUCACGGAAAAGAAAGUGUUUGCUAAAUGGGCCAAGAAACACAGGAUAAUAUUUACACACCCAAACUGGACAGUGUCUUGAUGUUGGCUUUUCUGACCUUGCCACACCACUUGACAUGAUCAUGAUACUGCAACUGUGAUGCUAAUGAUGCUGAUGCUGGUGAUGAUAAAGACAACAACAAUGAUGAUCAAGUUUCUGUGCAUUCUCAGAUAUGGACGGUGAUUCUGCCAGUUAUUUGAACUUGGGAUUUCGUGGAGGGUAGUUGUGCUCAUUACGUUCUUUCUGAAGGUUCAACAUUUCAUACUGCACUUUAUAAUCUAACUGGAAUUGAAAUAAAGGCCAGUAACAUGACAGGCAUGACCUAAGAAAUGGGAAGAUUAUCCUUCAAAGUAGUUGCCCAGGAUUCUUGGACAGUGAGUAACUUCCAAAAGCCCUGGGAUUGGGUCUCAUGAGGCAAGGUUAUUGACUCUUCUGUCUGUUGAACCUGAGCAGCUCCACCAUCUUGAAGAAUGG
Messenger RNA from Physeter macrocephalus (sperm whale), 1498 nucleotides. It is a transcript of the gene ST6GALNAC3, whose product is annotated as ST6 N-acetylgalactosaminide alpha-2,6-sialyltransferase 3. Gene Ontology annotation, biological process: ganglioside biosynthetic process; oligosaccharide metabolic process. NCBI's taxonomy places the organism in Eukaryota, Metazoa, Chordata, Mammalia, Artiodactyla, Physeteridae. The coding region runs from base 44 to 1066 and encodes 340 amino acids. The record is from RefSeq and is a predicted model, not a curated record. The transcript has 6 exons. Gene Ontology annotation, molecular function: alpha-N-acetylgalactosaminide alpha-2,6-sialyltransferase activity.